CUUACAUAUAUCUAUAUCUAUAUCACACCCACUAUUUAUAAAGAUCCAUUUAUUUGACACAAACAAUUACACACAUAAAACAUGACAUUAUUGUACAUGAAUUCAAUGUCUGUUUCGAUCACAUCAAACAACAUUUUUCAAUCUUCUUAUAUUCAUGUCCGAAAUCCAUUUUGCUGUCGGUUAAGAAGUAAUGUCAACGUUAAAGUCAACCCCAGAAAUGUGUCUUUUUUCAAAAAGAAACUUGUUCGUGAUCAUAUUAGUUUGUGUCAUGGAAUUCCAGUUUCUGCCGAAUAUAAGACGGAAACAAAGCAAGUUCGCAAGUAUGCACCUCUCCUUGAAACUCCUUUACUGUCAGAGAAUAAUGCAUUCACUACAGAAUUAGAAACGAUUCCUGACAUUUGGAGGUCCUCAGCAGAAAAGUUUGGCGAUCGGUUUGCAUUGGUGGAUCCACAUCAUGACCCUCCCACAUAUAUGACUUACAAGCAGGUGGAGCAGGAGAUAUUAAACUUCUCUGAAGGUUUAAGAGUUAUCGGAAUCAAGCCAUGUGAAAAGAUGGCACUUUUUGCUGACAAUUCCUGCCGGUGGCUUGUUUCUGAUCAAGGUAUUAUGGCCACAGGAGCAGUAAAUGUUGUGAGGGGAUCUAGGUCGUCGGUGGAAGAGCUAUUACACAUCUAUAAUCAUUCUGAAAGUGUUGCGCUUGUUGUGGAUAACCCUGAAUUAUAUCACCGGAUGGCAGAGGCCUUUAAUUCCAAGGCAUCUGUUAGAUUUGUCAUCUUACUUUGGGGGGAAAAAUCAUCCGUUGUUAGCCAUUUGAAGGAGGGAAUUCCUGCAUAUAGCUAUAAGGAGAUCAUAGAUAUGGGUCGUGAACAUCGUUCAAUUUUGGUUGAUUCACACGAUGCCCGUGAGGAGUAUCUUUAUGAGCCUAUAAAGUCUGAUGACCUUGCUACUCUUAUAUACACAAGCGGGACCACCGGUAACCCAAAAGGAGUAAUGCUUACACAUAGUAAUAUUUUGCACCAGGUUAAUAAUUUGUGGGACGUUGUCCCUGCUGAGCCUGGGGAUAGAUUUCUAAGCCUGCUUCCACCUUGGCAUGCAUAUGAACGUUCAUGCGGGUAUUUCAUACUUUCUUUGGGAGUUGAGAUAGUAUACACCACUGCAACAUACUUAAAGGAUGAUUUGCGAAAUUAUCAGCCACAAUUUAUGAUUUCUGUCCCUCUAGUAUUUCAAACUCUAUACAGUGGGAUCCAGAAACAGAUAUCCACCAGCUCUGCCAUCCGUAAGAUGGUUGCAUUAUCAUUGAUUAAGAUCAGUAUGGCUUAUAUGGAGUUCAAAAACAUAUAUGAGGGUAAAUGUUUGUCAAGAACUCAGAAGCAACCUUCUUACAUCGUUGCAAUAUUAGAUUGGCUGUAUGCACGCGCUAUUGCUGCAAUUUUGUUUCCGUUGCAUGCAAUCGCAAAGAAGAUUGUGUACAGUAAAAUUCACUCAUCUAUUGGGCUUUCAAAGGCUGGAAUAUGUGGAGGUGGUAGCUUGCCUACGCACGUUGACAAGUUCUUUGAGGCAAUUGGCACAAAAAUUCAAGUUGGAUAUGGAUUAACAGAGUCAUCUCCUGUUAUAGCUGCUCGGCGACCAUAUUGCAAUGUACUUAGCUCAGUUGGGCCUCCAAUUCGGCAUACAGAAAUAAAAGUUGUUGAUGAUGAAACGGGUGAAGAUCUUCCUCCUGGUUCAAGGGGGAUUGUCAAAGCCAGGGGACCGAUGAUCAUGCAAGGUUAUUAUAAGAAUCUAACUGCUACAAAACAAGCCGUAGAUGAGGACGGCUGGUUAUACACUGGGGAUAUUGGAUGGAUUUCCACUUCCCAUUCAGUAGGCCGAAGUCGUAAUUCUGGUGGCAAUAUUGUUCUUGAAGGGCGUGCCAAGGACACUAUUGUCCUUUUAACAGGGGAAAACGUUGAACCAGAACAGCUGGAAGAAGCUGCCAUGAGAAGUAGUUUAAUUCAACAGAUUGUUGUCUUUGGCCAGGAUCAACGUCGUCUGGGAGCUAUCAUCGUUCCAAACAAGGAAGAAGUUCUAUCGGCAUCAAAAAAAUUGAUUGAAUCAGAUUCUGGUGCUGCUGAACUUAGUAAGGAGAAAGUAGCUGGCUUGUUAUCGGAAGAGCUUCGGAAAUGGACUUCAGAUUGCUCCUUUCAGAUCGGACCCAUUCUUGUAAUCGAGGAGCCUUUUACGAUUGACAGUGGUUUGAUGACUGCAACCCUGAAGAUCCGGAGGAACCAAGUUGUGGAACUAUAUAAAGACCAGAUAGCUGAUCUAUACAAGUAAUCUUGUAUGUUAAAUAAAGUUCAAAGCAUCUACAUUCCAUGGCUAGAAGUAAUCUUUAUGUAAGCUUUUUGAGAAUAUAGUUAGAACCGUGAUAUGGCUUAUCUGGUUGUCCUGUUAUGCCUUUGUGCUAUCUGUUUUUCUUUGAACUUUGUAGCAUCUCGCUAAUUAUCAUUUAUAUAUAUAAAUAUUAUCUUGUUGCCGAUA
Molecule: messenger RNA, 2517 nt
Organism: Erigeron canadensis
Lineage: Eukaryota; Viridiplantae; Streptophyta; Magnoliopsida; Asterales; Asteraceae
Product: probable acyl-activating enzyme 16, chloroplastic
Exons: 18
Coding region: 82-2313 (743 amino acids)
Biological process (GO): fatty acid elongation
Cellular component (GO): chloroplast
Molecular function (GO): long-chain fatty acid [acyl-carrier-protein] ligase activity
Source: RefSeq, a predicted model, not a curated record